ACGCUAUUGGGCUCACAUGCAACGAUGUCGAUGGUGGAAGUGCGAUUGGAUGAGUGAUUUCUUGCUGCAUUUGCCGAUUAACGGAUUGCGAGUGGCCUGUAUUAAGGCCCAAAUUUCGCAGCUCGCACAUCGACGACUGAAGAUGGAGUUCUGACAGCAUGGAAUUCGACGAAGCGGGUCGGGGGGGGAGGGUGGGGAGGGUUGAAGUGGGCGAAAUUGUGAGGGUUCGGCAGAUGUUGUGCUUGGAGUUGUUUGCAUUCGGAAGCGCAGUAUGUCCAGAUUGGCGUUCACGAAGCCCCAGCAUCUCCGUUUAGAGUUUUUCCUCAGUUGGUCGAACUGGACCUGUGCUUUUGUGGAACCCACUGUAAGAAUGUCAGCCACUUCUUUGAUCCAACGAUACGCGUGUUCGUGUAGUAGAGUAAGUUUGGGUGGUGCAGUUGAAGCAGACAUCUCACAUUCUGGAACUCCGGGUUUGAUUAGACGUUGUGCGGCAAGACCUCAAAAAUUCGAUUCCGUAUACCGAAACCAGCAAAGAAAAUCUACCUCACGAUAUGGGUAUGCUGAAAGCAGGAUUCUCGGAGACGAAAAUACCUCGAAGAGUGGCGAUCGACAAACAACCCAGGAUCAGAUUAUUCAGAACAUCAAAAGAAAUCCUUUAGACAGCUGGACACUAUGGCAGACCCAGAAUUGCAGCGUUCAAGAUAUUGCUCGGAUGCGAGGCAUAACAGAACUUCAAGUUUAUGAACAAAUCUGUGAAUGUGUGCAACAAGGCAAUGAAAUAGACUGGUAUGAACUCUGCCAGGAGGCUGGGUUCUCAACAACCACAGUCUUGGACAUUAACUUCGCAAAACUAGAUGCUGAAAAAACUAUGGAGGACCAGCUUGGACAACAACUUGACGAGUUUGGUCGCGUUCCAGUCCAGUGUGGCCUUCAUGUAACUGACGUUCAUGUCUUAUUAUACAACACAAUGAUGGCAUGUGGAAUCACACCGCUUGAGAUAGUCCCUAAUCCAAUUGAGGAGCGACAGAGCCAAGUUUUUAUGCAGAUAACUGCUUCAAAUAAAGUGCCCUCUCUUCCUAAAAAAUCCAUUGUAACAAAGAGUAAAGCAGCCGCACAUGAUGUUACUUCUGCAAGCAAGGGUCCCAAUGCGAAGGUUACAUCAAGCGACAAGAGCCCUACUACGGAAGAAGCAGAUAACAAAAAGACGCCAAGGAGGCUCACUCAAAAGCACAUGCUGCAGUGGAUGACUGAGAGGAAUGGGGUUACAUUAAUGGAGCUUGUUUCUGAAUUUCAAGGUUACAAUGAGUGCCAACUAAUGCGGCUCAUUCUGCUGUUGGAGAGGAAGAACGAAAUUUUUCUUGACUGGAGAGGAAGUCACGGAAUAUUCAGAGUGACUGAAAAAGAUGAACAAUCCAUGUAAUUCGUUGCCCCGGCGUGUUCGAACAGAACUGUAAUUAAAUGAUUGUGUUCAUUUCAAAAGUGAAGGAUCUAGUGUCGUGUUAAUGAUACAGGUGUUCAGCUAUAGUCUGAGAGUCAUGGGCUGACGACCCAAAAUUUAUUCUCCUCACCUCUUUAAAAAAACACUCAACUACGCAUUAUUAAUAGAUGUA
Physcomitrium patens is the source of this 1610-nucleotide messenger RNA. RefSeq lists its product as uncharacterized. The record is from RefSeq and is a predicted model, not a curated record. Lineage: Eukaryota; Viridiplantae; Streptophyta; Bryopsida; Funariales; Funariaceae.